Theobroma cacao (cacao) is the source of this 890-nucleotide messenger RNA. The record is from RefSeq and is a predicted model, not a curated record. Lineage: Eukaryota; Viridiplantae; Streptophyta; Magnoliopsida; Malvales; Malvaceae.
AAUGGAGCCUUUGUAGUAAUAAAUAAAAAAAUAAAAAUACAGAAAGGAUAGUUUUGGUAUUUGACAGUGUAAUCGCCAAACCCUUUACUCAUUCCCGCGUUGGACUGUACGGGUAGCGGAGCGUUUCCCUGAGCCGCUAGACCAAACCACGAGCCGGUAGCGAUCAACCGCUUUUUCUGGCUUUUCCCUCGCCCUUGAACUGGUGAGCAGCUUUCGCUUUUCAAAUUUCUGCGGUUUCGCCGUCCGAUAAAAAAAUUACCUACGGUUGACGACGAGUCGAAGUUUUUUGCCUUGAUUUUUGACAGAAGGAGAAGAAAAAUGGAGAGCUUACGCCAUGAGAAAAUACAGAAAUUCGAGGAAUUUGUUGAUCGACGCCUUAAACCAGAUCUUGUUCGUGCUAUUGCUGAACGGGACAAGGUCUUUGAACAGCAAAAAAUCUUCUCAGAUUUGCGAAAGAACAUAGAAAAUUUAGAGAAAAACAGUGUAACUAGUCUUCGAACAUUGGUUAAUCUUGGGUCAGAAGUGUAUAUGCAAGCAGAAGUGCCAGAUACACAACGUAUAUUUGUGGAUAUUGGACUAGGAUUUCAUGUGGAGUUCACCUGGUCGGAAGCCUUAAAGUUCAUCUCAUUGAGGGAGGAAAAGUUGGAAAGGCAAAUAGAGGAGUAUACCUGCUUGAUAGCAUCGAUUAAAGCCCAGAUUAAGCUGGUUUGCGAAGGAAUUCGGGAGUUGCUUCAGAUUCCAGCGGAGAAAACCAUAGAAGAGCGCAUCUUUUAGCAUUUACAAACUUGAAUCUAUGAAUCUGUUAUUUCCUGCACAAUGAAAUGGAACUUUUUUAAUUGAUUCCAUUUGCAAUGCUGCUAACCUUUGAUAAAGAACUCUACUUACAAUUA